Baudoinia panamericana UAMH 10762 is the source of this 921-nucleotide messenger RNA. RefSeq lists its product as uncharacterized. NCBI's taxonomy places the organism in Eukaryota, Fungi, Ascomycota, Dothideomycetes, Mycosphaerellales, Teratosphaeriaceae. The record is from RefSeq and is a predicted model, not a curated record. The transcript has a single exon. Bases 144 to 479 code for a protein of 111 amino acids.
CGUCCUUUGCAAUGGCUCCUCCCUGUUUGGAGCAACACUGAGCCCACGCUGAACAGAAGUACGCGCUCUGGCUGCAGCCACCGCGCCUUUCGAGCUCUAGCUUCUGAUGACUGCGGCAGGAUCUUCGUUACCUAGCUCGUGCCAUGCAUCUUCAGUGCGAUGUUGUGCCGUAUGCAUUGGUAGAUGAUCAGCUCGUGGCCUUCGCCAUGCCCUCCUUGAAGCAGAGGCUUGCGGCAAUGCGAAUCAUUGACAUUACUUCAGUCCGCAUGAACCUCAAUUCUGCACUGAUUGGUGUGCCACUUGAGCUUGAGCAGUCCCCGCCAUCGCUCAGCGCACGUUCGCCGGCUCAGCGGUUGAGGUGGCUCGGAGCCUGCCACGUAUUCAAUACCAAUGUCUUGGAGAAAGCGCACUACUUAAUGACCAUCCGUGUGCACAUACUGGUUUGCAACUGUGGUGAGGAAACGCGGCAUGCGGCGUGAGACGGUAUAUCCCGUUAAGCUAAGGUCAUCUUUCGUGCAUUAAUGAACACUUACUUGCAGACUUUCGCGUCUAAUACUGUCCCAUCUUUUCGUUGUCAGCUCUGGCCGCUACCAAGAGACGAGGGAUAUUACCUGCGGCCGGCAUUCUCACAACCUCGAUAAGCAUUGCAAAUGAGUACGCGUCGCAAAGAUUCAGGACGAGUGACGGCGCCAAAGGAUGCUGUAGCCGAUAGCGAGCCAGUGAAGGAACAACCAGCCUGUGAUGAGGUUUAGUAAAGUGGGAGGAAGCCAUGACUGGGAGGAAGCUGGCGAAGCUUUGGUCUUGGCCUGGAACAGCUUCCCAACACCAUCUAGCGGCUGAAAGUGCAUGUAGCGGGAUCAGUAGCAUGUCUUCCUCCCUUCUUACAAUAAUAUUGAAAUCCUCGCAAAAAGGAUGAAGUAC